Molecule: messenger RNA, 840 nt
Organism: Colletotrichum lupini
Lineage: Eukaryota; Fungi; Ascomycota; Sordariomycetes; Glomerellales; Glomerellaceae
Exons: 5
Coding region: 1-840 (279 amino acids)
Source: RefSeq, a predicted model, not a curated record
AUGCCAUCAAGGAGAAACACCUUUGUCUCAGCCACCGUGCCACCCUACCCCCGAACCAAAAAAGACACGAGGCCCGGCAAGCCCCCCAAAACGGUGGGCCGGGGCACUCAUCCCGCCCCCGGGUCACCGGCCAACUCCCAACUCGUUCCCCCCGCUCCCCUGGGGCCUUGUGGCAAUCAACAGGAAUCCUCCCCCGGCCGUGCCUUCCUCAACACCAUCUCUACCGUAAGGCUACCGUUUCCCGCCCGCGCCCGCUUCGCCCGCCGCUUCAUCCUUUUGCGGUGCCGAAACCAAAAGAAAAAAACCCCAACGCCAUCAAUGAUCAAACCACCCUUCGCACCCACCCCUCCUCCCUUCCUUUUUUUUCUUCUCCAUCUUUCCCGUCUUUAUGCGACCCAAUCACUGCCCAACAACCCGCCUCAGAGUUUGUGUACUUUCUUCCUCACCAUGGAUUUCCCAAACGUAGCCCGAAUCAGCUCUAGCCCGCCACAUUCACCGGAAUACUCUCAAACCAGAAUGCUCCCAAAUACUUAUAGGCCACCCUCUAGCGCAGAGUCAAGACUGUGGACUGUGGGGAGUGUGGAAACGAACGUGUCCGCUGCUCUCCCCCAGGACAUGGAUCACAAGAGCUACUGUGGAGGUAACAUUCCUCUCUUCCGCUUGCUACCUAACCAUACCUGUCAGGGCUGCAUAAUGACCACCGCCGUGCUGGGUAUUUCGCCGCCCCUGAUGCUUCGCUGUCACCUGUACGGUGUUGCGGUGUGUUCGGCUUUCGUCUUGCCUGACUUUCUUCCCCUGUUCUGGGCUGAUGACCACGCCGUCUUUGCUGAUGCGGCCUAG